CAAAUGCUUGGAGCUGACAGUGAGGAGCCUCUCCCAGCCAGGAUUUCAUCAAGGAUCCAGGACCUCAGAAGUGAGGACUGAGCCGGGGGCAUCCUCCCAGAAGGUCCAGAUAAUCCAGUUCUACUCCUGAUAACAGCUGUGGGAGAUCCCUGGCAGAGCUGUCAGACUGUGAGCCUUCCUCAAUCUGCCCUGGGGGUCUUCAGAGAGGAGGCGGACUUCCUGUCAUCCGGGGCUCGGAGAGACUUGGGAACUGGUAUAAAAGGCGGGGCUUCAGUUGGAUCGAGGAGAGAAUCUCGGGUCCUGCUUGGAGACAAGGAGCUCCAGGAACCAGGAGGUAAAGACUGAGGUCUGAGGCCGGUGUCCUGAGGUCAGAGAGCAGAGGAGGUCCUGCCAGAACCAGGAGUCAAGGCCCGUGGUCCCCCAUCUGUCACCUCUGCCCACACUCCUGUCUGUUGCUGGAAACCAGUCAUCAUGUCUCAUGCUCCAAAGCGACGGCGCUGUGUGCUUGAGGAAGGCAGUGAGGCCCAAAGUGUUCUUGCGGUUGUGGAAGAGGAUACGUCCUCAUCCUCCACCUGCUCCUCCUCAUUUCCCUUAUCCUCCUCCUCCUCCUCUUCCUCUUGCUAUCCGCUGAUCUCGAGCUCCCCAGAGGAGUAUCUUAAUGUUAUUCCUGGGCCCCUGGGUCCCUCCCAGGAUCCUCCCCAGGGUCCCUCCCAGGAUCCUUCCCAGGGUCCUUCCCAGGAUCCUCCCCAGGAUCCUCCCCAGGGUCCUUCACAGAGCCCUCCGAGUUCCUUUCUCUCUCCCACUGCUGUUGCCUCUCCAAUGAGCCAAUCCGAGGAUGGCCCCAGCAGCCCCAAAGAGGGGAGUCUGAGCACCUCUCAGGCUCUACCAAAUGCUGAGUCCCUGCCCAGAAAUGUGAUUGAUGACAGGGUGGCUGAUCUGGUAGAAUUUCUGCUCCUCAAGUAUCGAACCAAGGAGCUGACCACAAAGGAGGAAAUGCUGAGUGUCGUCAUCAAAGAUUACCAGGAUCACUUCCCUGAGAUCUUCAGAGAAGCCUCGGAGUGCCUGCAGCUGGCGUUUGGCGUGGAUGUGAAGGAAGUGGACCCCAGCAAUGACUCCUAUGCCGUGGUCACUACCCUGGGUCUCACCUGCGAUGGGAUGAUGAGCGAUGGGCAGACCAUGCCCAAGAACGGUAUUCUAAUAGUUAUCCUGAGCAUGAUCUUUAUGGAGGGUGACUGUGUCUCUGAGGAGAAGGUGUGGGAAGUGCUGAAUGUGAUGGGGGUAUAUGAUGGGACAGAUCACUUUAUCUAUGGGGAGCCCAGGGAGCUUAUUACCAGAGUGUUGGUGCAGGAGCAGUACUUUGAGUACCGACAGGUGCCCAACAGUGAUCCUGCCCGCUAUGAGUUUCUGUGGGGUCCCCGGGCCCAUUCGGAGAUCUGCAAGAUGACUCUCCUGGAGUUUUUGGCCAAGAUCAGUGGAAAUGACCCUAGAGCCUUCCCUCUGUGGUAUGAGGAGGCUUUGAGACAGCAGGAAGAGAGAGCCCAAUCUGGAAUUGCCACCACGGAUGAUACUAGUGCCGUGGCCAGUGAAAGUUCCAGUGCACCAUCCUGUCCUGAGUGAAGUCCAAGGCAGAUUCUUCACUCUGUGUUUUUUAAGAGGGCAGUCAAUGAUCUAACUAGUAGAGGGACCGACUGGGGGCAAGGGAAUCAUAGUAAAUAGCAUUUUUGUGUUUCUCUUCCGCUGGGGUGACUUAAAACUUGAUCUUCUUUUAUUUUUUGGCAUUUUAAAAUGUUGUUACUCAACUAGAAAGUCUGUUAUUCUCAAAAUCUAGGUUUAUGCAUGACAUUGGCACAUUUAGCAUUUUUUUUUCUUUCAGUUUAGUAGAAAGAAUUUUGCUGUGUUAAGACAAAUUGGGAAACCUUUCAUUUUAUUUGUACUCUGUAAUAAGAAAAGAUGGCAUUAGAAUAAGAAUUUCCUUGAAAAUGUGAAAGAACUUAGUAAAAUGGAGAAAAAAAUGAAGUGGUUUACUUUUGAAUUCUCACUUUCAGUCUAUUCUGUAACAUUAAGAUAUGUACUUGAAUUUUCUUAGUUUA
This is a messenger RNA of Cervus elaphus (red deer), 2090 nucleotides long. It is a transcript of the gene MAGEA10, whose product is annotated as MAGE family member A10. Lineage: Eukaryota; Metazoa; Chordata; Mammalia; Artiodactyla; Cervidae. Gene Ontology annotation, cellular component: nucleus. The record is from RefSeq and is a predicted model, not a curated record. The transcript has 4 exons. Bases 472 to 1617 code for a protein of 381 amino acids. Gene Ontology annotation, biological process: negative regulation of transcription by RNA polymerase II.